AUGUCAUCUGUACAUCCAGGAGAUAAACCAGCAACUGCAUCAACAGUUUCUUCAAAUAUUGAACAAAGUUUAAAGAGAACUGGAGAAGAACUUGAAAAAGAUACAAAAAAAGUAAGAACUGAAGGAGAAAGUUUCAUCAAUGAAGUUGGUAAACAAAUCUCAGAGGCACAUGAUCAAGCGUUGGAAUCGACAAAGGAAGCUUUAGAGUCAACCAAAGAAGCUAUCCAGUCUGGUGUCGAAUAUGUUCACAAUAGUUUGCAACCGGUCAUCGAUAAGAGCAAAGAGUUUAGCGAGAAUCUCCAGAAGAGUGUUGUCGACAGCUACAACGCCACCGUUCGCAAGACAGAGGAAUUCAGAAAGGAGAUUGCAGAGAAGGCUGCCACAAUGAUUGCAACCGCUGAGCACAAAGCAUCGGAGAUGGGUGAGUCGUUGAAGCACACUCUCGAAGGUGCAAUGGGUGACGCCAAGGAAUCGGCCAAGACCACUGAGAAGACUCUCGAGAACAAGGCCGAGGAACUCAAGGACGAUGCAUCCAAGAAGUCAGAGGAGCUAAAGGAGGGUGCACAAGAUCUCAAGAACAAAGCUGAAGAGAAAGCGGAAGAAGUCGGCAAGAAGUUAGAGGAAGCCAAGAAUGACGCCGCAGAAGUAAUCGAAGAGAAAACAGAGGAACUAAAAGAUGCUUCCAACGGUAAGAAGAAAGGUAGAGGUCGUCCAAAGAAAUCUGCAAAGUAA
Molecule: messenger RNA, 732 nt
Organism: Heterostelium album PN500
Lineage: Eukaryota; Evosea; Eumycetozoa; Acytosteliales; Acytosteliaceae
Exons: 2
Coding region: 1-732 (243 amino acids)
Source: RefSeq, a predicted model, not a curated record